Messenger RNA from Schistosoma turkestanicum, 1551 nucleotides. The record is from the annotation of a GenBank genome assembly. NCBI's taxonomy places the organism in Eukaryota, Metazoa, Platyhelminthes, Trematoda, Strigeidida, Schistosomatidae.
AUGUCCUAUAAAAAUUAUAGUUCAAAUACAUCAGAAUCAGAUUUAAAUGAAUUAUCUUUUUCAUUAUGUGAUUCAAAUGAUGAACAGGAGAUUCACUAUGAAGAACUAGGAGAAUUGAAAAAUGCCAUGAUCAUUGGAUCAGAUAGAAAUUUUAAAAAUUUACAUUUGUUAAAUGGUACACAAACAAUAGUGGCAAGCACAUCAGAAUCUUUAGUGACAACAACCUUCAUGAAUACAACAACAACAACAACAACAACAUCAUCACGAUCAAUGGUCUCAUCAUCAUUAUCACCAGAGGGAAAAUUGACUAUGAAUAAAGAUGGAACUGAGAGAAAAGGCUUGACUACAACAAAACAUGAUCGUCGUAUGGCUAAACAAAUGACAGAACGUAAACGACGUGAUCGUAUCAAUGCAUUGCUGGAUAAUUUGAGGACACUUAUAUUGAAAUUAUUACAUAAAAAUCCACGUCAUCAUCGUAAAUUAGAAAAAGCUGACAUACUAGAAUUGGUUGUUUCAUUUCUUAAAAAAGAAUUAAAUCAGAAUCGUUUAAAAACAACCUUGUUCGAAUCCCAACAGCAACAACAACAAUUACAAAACAAUUGUAGACUAAUGUAUCCAUUUCAAAAUUCAAAUUAUCCUACAAAAAUUGAAUCAUCAUCCUCAGCAGUCCCCUUAGUUUAUCCAAAUAAUAAUCAUCACCAUCAUCAAAAUUAUUAUUAUCCAAAUCGUUUGUUAACAUCCAUUCCACAAUCAUCAAGUCAUCAGUCAAUCAAUAAUUAUUAUUUUGACAAAAACAAUGAUCAUCAUAAUAAUAAUCAUUCAUCAAAAAUCAAUAAUUAUCCCUUGUACAAUUAUACUCAACAGAAUAUAACAAGUACUGAUUCAACAAUACCAUAUCAAUCAUCCUAUACACAACAACAACAACAACAUCAACACCAUUCACUUCCAACCACAAACUAUUCUCAAUUAAUCAAUUAUCAACCAUCAAUCAUGUUCACAUCCACAGAUGAUCUGAAUAAGGAAAAUCAAUACAUAACUGGUAAUGAACAUCUGCAAACUGACCCAAAUGUAUUGAUCAAAAAAGAUACAUCCUAUUAUCCAACUUGUAAUUGUGAUGAAAAUAUGCCUGAACAAGAUGUGGAACGUCAACCAUUGAACCCAUUGAACAACAAUAAUAAUAAUAAUGAUAAUAAUUUGAUUGGUCAACAUAGUUAUUACCAAUCAAAUCCAACAGUAAUCAGUCGAUCAUAUCUUCAACAGCAACACCACCAUAUUCAAUCGACUCCACAUUCAAAAAUGUAUCCAGAUUUAUUAAAUAGUCAUUUAAAUUAUAAAUCAUCAAUAAUGAAAGAUGAAAAUUAUUCAAAAUCUAAUUUAAACAACCAUUAUACUAAUGGAAAUCAAUCGUUUGGUAGUCUGAAUCAUGGAAAAAACAAUAGUGAUGAUAGUAAAAAUAAUAAUAAUAAUAGUUCAGUUUUAACUAUGAAUAAUGAAAGAAUAUGUUUAACAGAAUCGACAAGUUUUGAACGAUUAUGGAGACCAUAUGUAUGA